GAAAAAAACGCGACCAUCCAGUUGCAAAUUAUGACAGAUGUCUGCCGCUGAGGUUUUUAAAACAGUUACAAUAAUUCAUAAAUUAAUAUUUGUAGAUAAUCGAUACUACUUGAAAUAUAAUACAGUCUUUGUAGUAGCCCUUGUAAAAUGUGUAAUACGAAAAUAAUUAUUUUCCCACGGCAUUUAUAUUCAUGUUCAUUAGAACUUUCAAUGAAAAAUGAUAAAUCAUUAUAAUCACUCAUGUGGUAAAUACCUAGACCACAUCACCCGGAAACCUCUGAUAAGUUAAACUUUUAAAUGUUUGCUCUGUUCGAUAUUAAACUAGUCAUCCGUCGGAGCUGCAAUUUAUUUUUGCUGGUUACUUUUGCACAAAAUUGCAAUGAAAGUUUUUAAUAGUUUGUGUGUGUUUGUGUUGUUCUAUGGCGUCGACGGAAAAUUUCGUAAUGACUACAAGUUUUACGAGGAAGCAGGGGGUUGGCUCAACCUGCAUGAAGUGCCGGCUACAUGGAACAAUGCGUGGUAUAAAUGUUUUAGAGAAGGUGCUGUUCUUGCGUCCCCAGAAAAUGAAAGUCUAUUUUCCGCUAUGAAGUCUCUAGCGGCUGAGCACACCAAAUCGUGCGGCGUAUACACGGGGAUUCACGCCACAUUCUCUAAAGGGGACUACUACUCUAUCGAAGGUAUUCCGCUCUCGAAGAUCCCCGUAUCUUGGGCCCCAGACGAACCGGACAACUUUCAAAAUGGCGAAGACUGUAUCAUCAUGCUGAUGAAUGGUACAGUGGCGGACGUACGCUGUACUGACGUGUACCCUUUUCUAUGCUAUAAGAAAAAGACUAAAAACAUGUUUAUGGGUGGAUGCGGCACGGUUGAUACAGGGUACUCCUUUGACGCACGGACCGGUAGUUGUUACAAGUUUCACCGGCUGCCUCAGACCUGGCCCCGUGCCUUCGCAGCAUGUUCAGGAGAGGGCGGCCACUUAGCUAUCAUCAACAGCGACCUGGAAGCCCAGGUCAUCAAGGAGCUGUACGCAAAGUACCCUGACUCUACAAUGCCGGGGAACUUCGUGAAGCAUUCCUCUCAUAUAGGCCACUGCGAUUGGGGCGAGCGAGGACUAUGGCUCACUAUUCAUGGACAAACGCUACAAGAGGCAGGUUAUGACAAGUGGUCCAAGGGGGAGCCGGCAAAUUCUACGCAAGGCUCUAUAGGUCAAUACUGCGGCGCCGUGCACCGAGCCGGCACUCUCAACGAUGUGUGGUGCAAUCUGCCCACUCCCUUCAUCUGUGAAAAAGCGCCAGACAGCUUGGUUGAUGAUGAAUAGGUUUUUGAUGUUCAGGGGUUCGAAAACAACCAGCCACAUAACUAUGAAUUUUAAAUUUAGAAUUAAAUGAGACUUUGCUGAUGUCAAAAUGAGGCAUUCGAGGGGUUGACGUAUCCACAGUCAUACGAAUUCGACUUAAGAGCCCUUAUUCCUUAGAGCGUUCUCCGAUUUCACGAAAUAACGCUCGAUAGAUGGCGUUGGCGCUCGGUACGCGAGCGACGGCAACGCGACGCGUGUUUCAACAUUCAAUGCAGACAAGAAUAAUUUUGAUAGUUUUCAAUAUAAUUUCAAGCAACAUUAAUUUUAAAAUAAAUUUAAAAGUGGAAAAAUUACUGUCUUGGGUGAGACUUGAACUCACGGCACUCACCCGAGGCAGUAAUUUUUCCACUUUUAAAUUUAUUCUAAGCUUAAUAGCAUCGUCUCUGCUUGUUAAAAAUAAAUUUAAUAUUAAUUUUAGUAUUAUAUCGUAAGGGCACUAUUUUUACUUUAUACGUAUAGUAGUGGUGUACAGAGUGUACUAUAAACCCUUGCUCUUUAUUCUAUCUCUUUCACACCAAUGGAAAAUGAAAUAGAUAGUAAAUGACUGUAGGCUAUAAAUAAAAUGUGCUUAUGGCUAAAUUUUCAGAAAGUCACGGCAUGAAUUGUAUAGCUUGAAUUGUGUUGGCUAAGCACCCAGGGUGCCUAGCCAAGAUGCCAAUCGUUUGCGCAUAUUAGUGCGAUAGAGAGACAGUGUUUCGUUGUCGUAGCGUAAAUGAUUGGCAUGUUGGCUAGGCACCACGGGUGCGUAUAUUAGUGCGAUAGAGAGACAGAUAGUGUUUCGUUGUCGUAGCGUAAACGAUUGGCAUGUUGAUUACGCACUCGUGCUGCCUAGCCAAGAUGCUAAUCGUUUGCGUAUAUUAGUGCAAUAGAGAGACAGAUAGUGUUUCGAUAUCGUAGCGUAAACGAUUGGCAUGUUGACUACCCAUAAUGGAGUUAUGAUCGUUUAUUAGCUAGUACAGGCCGGAUGGUGCAAAGAGUGCAAAAGGCCUGCACACGUUACUGUUUUGGAGUCACCCCACGAGAGCACGUGACGCCAUAUUUGAACUCGGCACGUAUUCUUAAAAUGUCACUACGCAGAGAAUUGCAUCUUUCAUCUCUGUUAUUUGGUGUUUUUAAAACGUUUAAACCAGAGUAUCUAUUUAAUAAGUUUAAAUUUCGUGGUAGCAGGUCAAGCUUGUAUGGAAUCAGAUCGGUUUGCGAUGAUUUGUUACUGCCUCGCUGUCACUUUGCCGUUUUCAAAGGUAGUUUUAAAUACUCAGCAACAAAAUGCUGGAUUAACUUACCGCCACCUAUCAAAAACUUAAAUACAAUUAGUACUUUUAAAUUAAAACUCAAACAACAACUUCUAGAAUAUCAAAGCAUGCUACCUCCUGGUACUAGAGUAAAACCGUCGUAUCUGUAGUGGUCGAAAUCGUUCUUAUGCGCCGUUCAACUUUGUUAAUCUCGGUACCUACUUAUAGUAAAAUUAUUACAUUCAUGUUAUUAUUUCCUCAAUAUAUACUUUAUUACCCAACGUAUUUAUUUAGCCUAAACAUUAAACCUACUUUCACAUAUGUCAUAGUAUCGUACAGUAUAAUCUUAUAAAUAUAUCCAUAAACAUAAACAUAUAUUUGCAUACCUAUAUUAUUUUCUACACAAACUAAAACAGUCUUAGCCAUACAGUUUCCGACAAGCAGCAAGCAAAUUCGUAUUGUACGAAGGGUCGGCCUGAAAACCAGCGUUGUAGCAGGUAAGCCUGCUGCAACGCAUGCUGAGGUUCGCUCCUUUUUAGCAUCAUAAUUUUAAAAGUUUUUUUUUAUAUCUACAUGUAAACAUAAAUUUGUGCGUAAUUAAGUUUCAUUUUAAGGCUUGUAAUGUUUUGUAGCAUUGCCUGUAAACAUUUUUCAAUGUGGUGUUAAAUAAAAAAUGUCUAUGUUUAUGAUGAGUCGAAUUGUCGUUUUGAUGACCAACUCCUGACUCCAUCAUGAGACCCUGGACCUCAUCUAAAUCGAUGGUGCUCGUCAAGGCAAAUCUAUUGAGCCCAAACACGAUGGAGUUAUGAUGAGUAGAUUAGAAGUUUUGGUGACCAACUCCUGACUCCAUCAUAAGAUCCUGGACCACAUCUAGAUCGAUGGUGCUCGUCGGGGCAAAUCUUUUGAGCCCAAAUAUGAUGGAAUUAUAAUAAGUAGAUUAGGAGUUCUGGUGACCAACUCCUGACUCGAUCAUGAGAACCUGGACUUCAUCCGGGUCAAAAAUAAUAAUGCAAACCCUAACGUAAUUUCAAGUAACACUGAAAAUCUAUCAAUAAGCGAGAGUCGGUUGUUAAGCGUAGUGUAAAAAUGUAUUUGUAUUCACUCGUAAUGUAUCCAAUUUUAUGCAUAAUUUUAUCAAAUUUCCAUAAAAUUGGAUAUUUUUGUUCUAUAGGCUGCAUCUUACACUAUGCAAUUCCUGGGGCGGCCCCUGGCGUGGCAUGUAACAUGCGUUGAUACGUUAGCCCCAUCUCAUGUCCGGUGCUCUGCCAGGAAGCCGGGGACGGCAGCAUACGACGCCCAAAUUGCCAAUGUAUUUGCGGCACUUGCGAUUGAAACUUUCGGUUCUUGGUCGACAGACACCAAAAAACUAGUAAAAGAAAUUUCUACCAAAUUAGUCUGGGAGUCUGGCGAACUACGAGCUGGCGCUUUUUUGCACAAAAACUUAGCCUCACUGUGCAGAGGGGGAAUGCAGCCAGUGCCCUGGGACCAAUCCAUCAGGCUAAUUUAGUCUUAGAUUUAUGAUCAUAUAGCUAAACUAUGCAAUUAAAGGUUAAAAGUCUUAAAAUACAAAUCAAAAUGGGUAGGUAAAUAAAUCAGCCUUAAGUUUACGUAUUUUUAUCGAGCCCAAGUUAAAUAGAAACAUUAAAAUAUAGUCUUAUUUUGUUCUAACAAUAAAGGAUACCUUAAGCACAUA
Cydia pomonella (codling moth) is the source of this 4279-nucleotide messenger RNA. Its product is annotated as C-type mannose receptor 2-like. The coding region runs from base 380 to 1315 and encodes 311 amino acids. Lineage: Eukaryota; Metazoa; Arthropoda; Insecta; Lepidoptera; Tortricidae. The record is from RefSeq and is a predicted model, not a curated record. The transcript has 7 exons.